Messenger RNA from Caenorhabditis remanei, 564 nucleotides. RefSeq lists its product as uncharacterized. The record is from RefSeq and is a predicted model, not a curated record. The transcript has 3 exons. The coding region runs from base 1 to 564 and encodes 187 amino acids. NCBI's taxonomy places the organism in Eukaryota, Metazoa, Nematoda, Chromadorea, Rhabditida, Rhabditidae.
AUGUUCGGGCGCUCGGCGAAUCUCUCAUGGAACUUCUUGAGAACUGGAGUUCCAUCGAGAGCGGUUGACUGCACUCACCAUGGACACGGGCGAGAUGACGGAGAAUGGCCCCAGAUUGAACGAGCUCCUCGUCUCCUGACAAAAGACAUGGGACUUGUCCGAAGAUCUGAAAUAGAAAAGAAUGAGGAAAUCAUCGAUAAAACAAAUUUUUACCAUCUUUGGCUUGAUCUCAGCCCAUUGGUCGCGGCUGAUACGGUGGUCCUCAAAGGCGACUUGUUUGUCGACCAAAAGAAGCCGGAUGGGCUCGGCAAGUCCGCGGAUAUCGAAAACAUCAAAACAAACUGGUCGAUGUUGUUGUGUUCGAAGCGAUUGAGAUCGGUAAAGGAAAAGAAAGGAAAAAGAGUGUUGAGAACUGGUCGAUGGGAGCGCGGCUUUUAUAGUGGAGCGGAGGUUUUAGAGGCGCCAGACGAAACAAACAAGAGAGCAGUGAAAGAAGAGAGACAAGGCAACGUGGAUGCAACGAUGCUGACAAAACUUCAGACAAAAAUGAUGACAAUUGAUUAG